Messenger RNA from Cooperia oncophora, 621 nucleotides. The record is from the annotation of a GenBank genome assembly. Lineage: Eukaryota; Metazoa; Nematoda; Chromadorea; Rhabditida; Trichostrongylidae.
AUGUCGAAGCUCUCCAAGUCGGCUACGUUCCACGACUUCUGUUCAUCACCAUUAUCACCACUGUCACACGAUGCUGCCAUGCACGAAGCUGCAAUUCGGGAGACUGAGGCCGAUCACGCCGACGGCACUGAAGCCGACGACGGCAAUGAAGGUGAACGACCGCCACCGGUUCGACGCAACCACAUCACCAAAUUAAUUUUUAUUUCUUUAGCAGUUGUGCAAGAAUCGCCUGCUCUUGGCUCAGACGGCGAAAGUGUCGAGGUCUCACCGUGUACGUCAGACCAAACUCCUACGGGUGUUCCUCCAAGGUAUAUCGUCAAUGUGAAAAUGCGCCAAAAACCGUCUAGAAAAUGGAGCGAGGAGGAAAUCCAGAAACGGUUAUCAUUGCCAGCUGACUUACGGCUUCCUGUUAGUGUUGUUGAGAAAUUGAAUCGAACCCCAACGCUUGAUCAACCGUUGACGCGGAAAAAUCGGAGGGCUUCUCUGAGCGAAAUCGGUUUUGGUAAGCUGGAAACUUAUGAGAAGUUGGACAAGCUCGGUGAAGGCACUUACGCGACCGUAUACCGAGGACGUUCACUGCUUACGAAUAAUUUCGUCGCACUCAAGGUGAGUAGUGCCUGA